Molecule: messenger RNA, 3594 nt
Organism: Penicillium canariense
Lineage: Eukaryota; Fungi; Ascomycota; Eurotiomycetes; Eurotiales; Aspergillaceae
Exons: 3
Coding region: 1-3594 (1197 amino acids)
Biological process (GO): nucleoside metabolic process
Molecular function (GO): protein binding; catalytic activity
Source: RefSeq, a predicted model, not a curated record
AUGCCUGCCCCUCCCCGUCAAACAUUCCAAAUUGGUUGGAUAUGUGCCCUCCCGAUUGAGGCUGCCGCAGCCAAAGAAAUGCUGGAUGAAAAUUUUGGUAUCCUCGAGUUUCAAGACGCAGCAGACACGAACACCUACACCUCAGGCAGAAUCGGUAAACACCAUGUCGUGAUCGCCUGUCUGCCCGGAGGACAGUACGGGAUGACCUCAGCCACCACGGUCGCAAACAACAUGCUCCGCACAUUCUCUAGCUCGCUUCGAAUUGGGUUGAUGGUCGGGAUCGGGGGAGGAAUCCCGUCGGCUGCUCAUGAUAUACGACUGGGCGAUAUCGUGAUUAGCUACCCGCAGGGCACUUCCGGUGGGGUGCUGCAAUAUGAUAUGGGAAAGGUUGGGGUCGGUGGAGAAUUCCACCGAACUGGAUCUUUGAAUAGCCCUCCUCGGUCGCUGCUCACAGCGCUUAGCUCGAUGAGGGCUAACGAGCUAACGGACGACCCUCUCUAUCCGGAAUAUAUCCGUCGCGCGACCAAAAGAACUACACGAACCCGGAGAAGUUUCGCCCGACCAGAUAUAUAUCAUGAUCGGCUCUUUAAGCCACAUUACGAGCAUCCUGCUGCUGCAAAUAGCUGUGAUGCAUGUCUGCUAGAAUGGGAAGAGACCAGAGAGAAACGCGAGAGUAGUGACCCGCAGCCACACUAUGGUAUUAUUGCGUCUGGGAGCUCAGUGAUCAAGAAUGGGAAUACCAGAGAGCAGCUUAGGCUACAAACCGGGGCAUUAUGCUUUGAAAUGGAGGCAGCUGGUUUGAUGAUGGACUUUCCCUGCAUUGUCAUCCGCGGUGUUUGUGAUUACGCCGAUUCGCAUAAGAACAAGCAGUGGCAAGGAUAUGCUGCUUUGGCAGCAGCAUCAUAUACCAAAGAGCUACUAGGGUAUAUCCCUAAGGGUCAUGUUUCGCAGGAAGAAUUAGUGGUGGAUGUGUGUAAUGAGUUGAAGGAAGAAAUCCAAGGCACCAAUCAGCGCUUAGAUCGAGCAUACGAUCAACAGGAACAACACUUUUAUGAGCAGAAAGCAAGAGUUUUAACAGAUCGGCAGCAAAAAUGUCACCAAGCCUUUAAGAUCGCCAAUUACAUGGAGCAGAAGAAUAUCAAUCCAACCCGAGCAGAAGGGACCUGCCAAUGGGCCCUACAGAGCCCUGAAUACCUCCGUUGGUGGAAGAGCAGAUGCAAUGACCUCCUCUGGGUGUCGGCUGAUCCUGGCUGCGGGAAGUCUGUACUGGCUAAAUCGAUUAUCGAUGAUCACUUGCAGGACUCUAAUUCGGGAAUCACAACGUGUUACUUUUUCUUUAAGGACAAUGCCGAACAGGAUCAUCUUGCUAUAGCAUUGUGCUCAAUACUUCAUCAGCUCUUUAUCCAGCAGCCAUCUCUACUACAACAUGCGCUACCAUCCUGGGAAAAGAAUGGCGAGAAAAUUCGGCAAGAUAUUGAGGAACUCUGGCAAAUAUUUUUAACAGCAUCAUUAGCUGGCGGGUCAUGCAAAAUCAUCUGUAUACUCGAUGCGCUCGACGAAUGCCGCGAGGUUGAUCAGCACCGAUUGAUAGAGAAGCUCAGUCACUUUCACUCCCAGCGGCAAUCAUCCGCAGGGAAUACGUGGUUGAAAUUCUUCGUUACUAGUCGUCCCUACAACGACAUCCAACUAGGUUUUCGAGCGAUCACAGAUGCUUUCCCGCAGCUUCAUCUCAAGGGCGAAGAAGAAAACGAUCAGAUUCAUGAGGAGAUAGAUCUUGUUGUGAAGAUGCGAGUCAAAGACCUAGCCCAAGCAGCUCGCUUGUCACCUGAGACGCAGCAGAGACUCGAGCACCAGCUCCUUCAGAUGGAACACAGGACGUAUCUGUGGCUAUAUUUGGCUAUCGACGACAUUCGAACCACCUUCACGAAAAGUCUCUGGCCGUCAAAGCAGAUAAUCGAACGAAUUCCUUCCUCUGUAAAUGCGGCCUAUGAGAAAAUUCUCAGUCGGGUGCCAACAGGGGAGGUAACCAAAGUGAGAAGGAUAUUACAGAUUAUUGUCGCGGCUCGGCGUCCUUUAACCAUACAAGAAAUGGCAAUGGCAUUAGGUAUAGCGUUACAGCCAAAGUGCCGAUUUGCAGCGCAGGCUAGCGCAGAGCUAGAAUAUUUCGAUGAAAAGCUACGCCAGUUAUGUGGCCUAUUCGUGUUCAUCAAGAACUCGAAGAUCUACCUCAUUCAUCAGACGGCCAGAGAGUUUCUCAUCGGAGAAAGCACAGAGACUCCUCAUUUCGCGUACUCGUGCAAACCGAGUGAGAACGAGCAGCUGAUGGCUCGUAUCUGUUUGCAAUACCUGCUGAUGGAGGAUUUGGAGGACGACGGUCAAAAGCUUUUGGAAUAUUCCGCAGUACAUUGGCCCGAUCACGUGCGAAAAAUGACUAUGGAAGAAGACCAAGAAGUUGACGACUUAUUGCAUGAUAUAUAUAAUACGACUGGAAAGGUAUUCUCACUUUGGUUCCCAUUGUUUUGGAAGGCAAUGAUGCCGGACGACAGCCCAGAGCAUAAAGUGAGCCCGAUUCAUCUCGCAGCCAUCAACGGGCAUGAAAAAAUUGUCCGCCGUCUCCUCGCCGAAGAUGACAGUGAGGUCAAUAAAGCGGAUAGCAUGAAUUCAUACCCGUUGAUGUGGGCCUCAUUGAGUGGAUACAAGAAUGUUGUGAAGAGACUGCUCAACCACGGAGCCGAUGUCAAUGCUCACGGUGGAAAGAGAGGCAAUGCCCUUCAGGCUGCUUGUGUUAGAGGGCACAAUAAGGUCGUGCAGGUCCUCUUGGAACACGGAGCCGAUGUCAACCAGCAGGGUGGAUUUUAUGGCAAUUCCCUUCAGGCUGCUUGUCAUGGAGGACACGAUAAGAUCGUGCAGGUCCUCUUGGAACACGGAGCCGAUGUCAACCAGCAGGGUGGAUUUUAUGGCAAUGCCCUCCACGCUGCUUAUGGUGGAGGGCACAAUAAGGUCGUGCAGGUCCUCUUGGAACACGGAGCCGAUAUCAACCAGCAAGGUGGAUUUUUUGGCAAUACCUUCCAGGCUGCUUGUUGUGGAGGACACGAUAAGAUCGUGCAGGUCCUCUUAGAUCACGGAGCCGAUGUCAACGCCCAGGGUGGAGUGUAUGGCAAUGCCCUCCAGGCUGCUUGUGGUGGAGGGCACAAUAAGGUCGUGCAGGUCCUCUUAGAUCACGGAGCCGAUGUCAACACCCAGGGUGGAGUGUAUGGCAAUGCCCUCCAGGCUGCUUGUGAGAGAGGAUACGAUAAGAUCAUGCAGGUCCUCUUAGAUCACGGAGCCGAUGUCAAUGCCCAGGGUGGAAUGUUUCCCAAUGCCCUCCACGCUGCUUGUGAUAGAGGACACGAUAAGAUCGUGCGGGUCCUCUUAGAUCACGGAGCCGAAGUCAACGGCCAGGGUGGAUUGUUUGGCAAUGCCCUCCAAGCUGCUUGUGAUAGCGGACACGAUAAGAUCGUACAGAUGUUGUUGGAGAAUGAAGCCGAUGCCAAUUCUCAGGGGUCACAGUAUCGCAAGGCACUACACACUAGCUUCGACCACUGGGUACUGUGA